This is a messenger RNA of Manduca sexta (tobacco hornworm), 2043 nucleotides long. RefSeq names its product nuclear receptor subfamily 2 group E member 1 (gene tll). Gene Ontology annotation, biological process: regulation of transcription by RNA polymerase II; anatomical structure development; cell differentiation. Gene Ontology annotation, molecular function: zinc ion binding; RNA polymerase II cis-regulatory region sequence-specific DNA binding; nuclear receptor activity. Bases 1 to 1146 code for a protein of 381 amino acids. The record is from RefSeq and is a predicted model, not a curated record. NCBI's taxonomy places the organism in Eukaryota, Metazoa, Arthropoda, Insecta, Lepidoptera, Sphingidae. The transcript has 4 exons.
AUGAAUGGCGCCGGUCCAUCGGCAAGGCGUAUCCUCUACGAUGUCCCGUGCCGCGUCUGCGGCGACAACUCCUCGGGCAAGCAUUAUGGGAUCUUCGCCUGUGACGGUUGCGCGGGAUUCUUCAAGAGGUCCAUCAGGAGGAAGCGCCUUUACGCAUGCAAGUCGCGUCACCCUGGCCGCUGCCACGUCGACAAGGCUCACAGAAACCAAUGCCGAGCCUGCAGGCUGGCUAAAUGUGUCUCAUCUGGCAUGAACAAAGAUGCCGUUCAGCACGAACGAGGGCCGCGUACUUCGACAUUACGUCGUCAAAUGGAGUUGUUCUUUAAAGAUUCGCCGACACAGCCCCAAGAACUCCAACCGUCGCGAGCACCGCCACUAUUACAAUUGCCAUUACUGGCUCAGAACCUGUUGCCACCACCGCAGCCGGUCCCCCUUUAUACUGCGUACCAACCCAAUUUGCAUUUAAUGAGCCCUCCGACGAUGCAGUUUCAAGACUAUAUUCGUCAAUCACCUGUGCCCUCUAUUUACGGCCAAAACGAUCUGGGAGAGCUGUGCGAAUCUGCUGCGAAGCUUCUGUUCACGAACAUUAAGUGGGUUAAGAAUGUGCCCGCAUUUGCGGCGCUGUCUGAACCUGACAGGAUAAUCCUGUUGGAGGAGUCCUGGAAGGAUCUAUUCGUGAUAGGGUCGGCGCAGUUUUUGUACCCAAUGAACUUGGCUAUUCUGUAUGCCAACAACCCUUCGAUAGAUUUUUUAAAUCUGAAGAUUUACCAUCAGGCUAUUGAAGAUCUUAGGAAAUUGCAACCGGAUAGUCAUGAGUACGCAUGCCUACGAGCCACUGCGCUAUUUAAAACCACCAUUGAUGGUGCUGGAAUUUCUCAUGGCAUGGAGAACAGAAGGCUACAAGACCUUCAGGCCAUAGCUACGCUGCAAGAAAACACGCGACUAGUUCAUUGCGAGUACGUAGCGAGGCACUACCCCAUGGACAUAGGACGGGCGGAAAGGUUGCAGCAACUCCUGCAAAUCAUCCACCUGGUGAAAGGAUCCACAAUAAUCGAAUUAUUUUUUCGGUCAACGAUAGGGGAUAUUACACUUGAGAGAAUUAUAUGCGAUAUGUACAAAGGGAAUUUAGAAGAGGAAAAGCUUUGAUAUUUAUUUGGGGAUCAGUACUUACCACGGCUUAAAUAUAUGGUGGUGAGACAGAUCAAUGAAAGGCUGGUGAAUAAACUAGUUCUGAGCUUUCUAGGAAUUCAUAUCUAAACAGUCUCAUGAUUGCUCGGAUGGAAAAUGGCCCAAGGGUUUUUUAAAAUCGGUAUAGCAUAUACGUGGGAAUAAGCGUAUGCAAUUAUGACGGCCAACCGAUUUGUCAAUAUUUAGAUUUUAGUGAACUUUACAUAUUACGAGAUUGUAUAUAAUAUAUAAUGAGGAAUUUCUUCUAGUGCAUAGAAGCACUCACGAAGCGGAUCCAGCCGUCAUCUAAGUGUGACCGUUCCAUUUAAAUUUGCAUUUUGCGUCGAUAUUUUGUUGUUUCCACCACCGUCCGAACUUAAUAAGGACGUGUGUCACCAAGGCUUUGUCUUUCGUAAUGAUAUAAAUUUGAGAUACAUGUAUACAAAUAUAUGGGAAGGAUGAAUUAUUAUUAUUAACUAAAAUAUAAUUUUAUAUAUUACCGCAGUUACUUCAUUAAUUUGACGAAUAUUGGCGCAUAUUCCUAUUUCUACGUUUGCGUAUAAAAUGUAAUCUAAAUUUUGUAUUUAAAUUUCAUAUAUAAACUGUGCAUUCGUUCUUAUAUGUCAUUAUGAUUAUUUUUAUAUUCCAUGUCUCGUUCAUACUUACGUGUAAAAUAAUACCGUAUUUGAAUUUAAGAAACAUACACAUAUGUCACGAAAUUAAUCUAUUUUCGAUGUUUACAUGUGCGUAGCAUAAUUAAUGUAUUUAGAACUUUUUGCCUAUAGGCAUUAUGCGUACUUUAGAAAGGUAGAUGAUUUAAUAAAUCUCUAUUAACAAUAAUUAUUAUUAUCUACUUAAUUAUAUUGUUGUUUAUUA